ACCACUUUUACUAACAAAAUUAGAUACACCUAAAAAACCUUUUUCUCUAUUUUGCAACAAACCAAAACAAUCAAAUUCUUGUUCAACUCUUUCAUGGCUGGUCUUCAACAAUACAACUUUUUUCCCACUGAUCUUUUCUACCCUCGUCCACAACCUCAACAAUCUACGGCGUCUCCAACCGUGCUUCCAAUCAAAACUCCAAACACUGAAGAUCUUCCUCAGACUCAGCAGCAGCAACAACAACCAGCUACGAACAUGAUCAAAGCUACCCCUUCUACUUCUUCUUUGGUUUAUACUCACAAGACACAAUCUUUUGGAGUUUUUGAUAAUAAUAACACAUCAAAAUUGUCAACAAACCCGUUUUCUUUGAUGGUUUGGAUGGAUCAAGAGGAUCAAGAAUAGAACUUAAGAGUUAUGAUUAUGUUUUAGACUAUGUAAAUUACUUAAGGGUUUUAACUUUCAUCUUCUUUUACCCUUUUUCAAUUUUCAUGUUACUUGUAGAAGAUGGAAAUCAAUAAAAUUUAUAGCUUAUGAUUUUCUUCAA
Molecule: messenger RNA, 544 nt
Organism: Trifolium pratense (red clover)
Lineage: Eukaryota; Viridiplantae; Streptophyta; Magnoliopsida; Fabales; Fabaceae
Exons: 1
Coding region: 94-402 (102 amino acids)
Source: RefSeq, a predicted model, not a curated record